AGGCACUGGCGACACGGCGUGGAUGUCGGACCCGGUGGUCAGCUGCGUCGGCUGGACGGUGCUUCUCACCUCCGCCGUCAUCCUCCGGGUCGCGACGUGCAUGGAGGAGGGCGACACGCCCGAGGCCUUCCUGAAGGGCCUCGAGAGCAGGGUCGAGGAGGCCGCGGCCGGGCUGGUGGGCGGCACGCAGGGCGCGCCGCCCGUCGUCUGCCUCGGCGACAGCCUCACGCGCGGCAACCUGUCGGCGGAUUGGGUGGGCGCCCUGCGGGAGCAGCUGAUGGGCUGCCCGGUCGCCCAGCCCGCGGCGGUGCUGAACGCCGGCGUGAACAUGCAGUGCAUCGAGAACGUGAGGCAGCGCAUCAGCGAGGUCAUCGCCUGCAAGCCGAGCCACGUCACGGUCCUCGUGGGCACGAACGACCUGAAGGCGGAGCUGUCGCCUGUGGAGGGCCUGAUGUACCGCGUCUUCGGCAAGCUGCCGGAGGUUCCCUCGCUCGAGCGCUACGAGAGUUCGCUGCGCGAGAUCCGGGAGCAGCUGUUGGCCGCGGGCAUCGAGGUCGCCCUGGUCUCGCCGCCCGUGCUCGGGGAGGACCCGGGCUGCCGGGCGAACCUGCGCGCCGCCGAGUUCGCGGCGGCGGUGCGGCGGGUGGCGGCCGAGGGGGGCUGCACCUACCUGCCGCUCUUCGAGCAGACGUCCGCGCAGCUGCCCCCGGAGGGGGGCCGGGCCUACUGCGGCCUGAAUUUCUUUAUGUGGUGCUGCAUGCUCGCCUUCGACAUCCACGUCUUCCGGCGAGACCUCCGGGAGGUGCAGCGGGAGAGGAAGCUGGGCGUCACGCUGGACCUUGUGCACCUGGGCCCAGAGGCUGCCUCCGGACUCGCCGCGAUGGUCGCCGCGUUCGUGCGCGGGUCUGGCAGCGACGGUCGCCUGAUGGCGCUGGCAAGGUAGGGCCUCUCUCGGCCCCCCGCCCCCCCCCUCCCCCAUCCACAG
Messenger RNA from Prorocentrum cordatum, 985 nucleotides. NCBI's taxonomy places the organism in Eukaryota, Dinophyceae, Prorocentrales, Prorocentraceae. The record is from the annotation of a GenBank genome assembly.